Glycine soja is the source of this 1758-nucleotide messenger RNA. RefSeq names its product mitochondrial import inner membrane translocase subunit TIM22-4-like. NCBI's taxonomy places the organism in Eukaryota, Viridiplantae, Streptophyta, Magnoliopsida, Fabales, Fabaceae. The transcript is spliced from 5 exons. The record is from RefSeq and is a predicted model, not a curated record. Gene Ontology annotation, cellular component: TIM22 mitochondrial import inner membrane insertion complex. Gene Ontology annotation, biological process: protein insertion into mitochondrial inner membrane. Bases 190 to 621 code for a protein of 143 amino acids. Gene Ontology annotation, molecular function: transmembrane protein transporter activity.
GAUAAAGUCAUAAAUGUGAAAAUGAAAAGAAAAAUGUGAAUUGAGUGGAGUACCCUAGUGUCCCCGAUUAUAUUCUACUUCCAGACACCCCCUGUGCCGCCUUCCCACCUCUCACGCCGAACCUCUACCGUUCUUCAAUCUCGUCUUACUCACCUUCAACGAGCAUCAAGCAUUAGCUCUGCUUUACCAAUGGCUGAUGACUCUGCUAAAGGAAUUGAAAAUGCUUCUUUGAACUCAACACGACUAGAGAACCCUCAGAUUGAGCCCAUAAGACUGCCCUCGGUAGAGGAAAUCCGUGGUCAAGACAUUUGGAACAAUUGUGCAGUGCGCAGUGUUGUCAGUGGAGUCAUGGGUGGCGGGCUUGGCAUCUUCAUGGGUUUAUUUCUUGGAGCACUGGACAACCCAUUGAUGCAGGAGGAAAUGACCGGCAGACAACAGCUUAUAUAUCAAGCAAAACAGAUGGGGCGAAGGAGUUGGAGUUCAGCCAAAGCAUUUGCUGUUAUGGGUUUCAUAUUCUCAGCUGCCGAGUGUGUUGUUGAGAAGGCUCGAGCAAAACAUGACAUAACAAAUACCGUUGUUGCUGGAUGUGCAACUGGAGGUGCAAUAUCAGCAAAAGGAUGACCAUAAGUGACAAGCCUAUGGGAUGCUUAUACUUGGGUGGUAAGGACUAGGGUAAUUGAUAGCCAUCUAAACUAAACUUUUGCUAUAUGUUUAAGAGCGUGUUUUUUUAUAAAGAGGGAGAUGUAAAUCAUAUUAUUAAAGUGAUUUGGAUGGAGGCGCUUCAAGUGUUAUCUGUGGACUGUGACCAUAAAGGUAUCACUCAAGCUUAAAGGAGAAUUUAUUAAGACAUGCAAUGUUGUAUGAAACUGAAUAUUAGGUGGUAAAAAUCCAACAAGAGAAAAAAUUUAAGGCAACAGAGAUGGAAAAUGCUAUGUUGGAUAGGCAGAUCCGCAGAUAUAUUUGACAACACUGGAUUUAGAAAAUUAGAAUGAAUGCAUCAGAAAAAAAAGUUAGGCUAACACCUAUUGUAGAAAAAAAUGAGAAACCAACCUUUGGUGGUUCAGACAUGUUGCAGAUGACAUGUAGAAGCCCCAGUAAGGAGAGUAGAUCAGAUGGAGGAUGGCUUGACUGCUAGAGACGAACUAAAAUUUUUUAUAGGCGUAGCCAUUAAGAAAAAUUUAGAAGUCAAUAAUUUGUCUAUAGAAAUUAUUUAUGACAAAAUAUUAUGGCAUCCUUUGAUCAGAUCCAUAUAGUUGACUCCCUCUAGUGGGGAAAGGCUUGAUUGUUGAAGAGUGUAUCAUUGAUUUUCAAGAGCCUAUGCUCUUCUCUUGUAAUCUUGUUUGGGAAAAUGAUAAACUUACAACAAAGUUCGUUGCUCUGCUCUCUGCUUUGCAUCUAGGCUCUAUUUGUGAAAGGGCACAUAACCUCAAGUCCUCAACAUUUUAUUACCCGUAUACUCUUGUUUUACAACAGAAUUUAAUGAUUAUAACCCUAGAAAAAUGAUUUUGUUUUAUUUAGAUAUUUCAAUUUAAAUCCUUUAAUGAAGAUACAAGUAAUUAUAUAUAAUGGCUAAGAAAGAUGGAAGUUGUGAGUGAUGUUGAUGGGUUGACCAGGUCAAGGGUGAUGUAAUGCAUGCAAGUACUUGUGUACUCUGAUACUCACAUGUGUGCAUUUGGAAAAGAGAGUGCUCCCUACCUACAGCUUUUAAGUGAGUCCAAGCUUGAACUACUUAUACUAUAUUCUUAUUUAGGAUUCCUU